This is a messenger RNA of Closterium sp. Naga37s-1, 1719 nucleotides long. Lineage: Eukaryota; Viridiplantae; Streptophyta; Zygnematophyceae; Desmidiales; Closteriaceae. The record is from the annotation of a GenBank genome assembly.
AUGGUCGUGGCGAGGCGGCAGGAUUCCGCGCGAGAGCGCGUGGUGCGAUCGCGUCGCGUCGCGCUCGUAGCGGCCAUUCCGGUGGCGCUCGUGGCGCCCAUCCUCUUCGUCUUCGUCCUCACCCCCGCCUCCGAAAACGACAACGGCUCCCCUGCCCUAAUCGGCGCGCAUGGCAGAUCAUCCGGUCAUGGAGGAAGCGCGUCGGGUCGCGGGGCUUCAUCACGCGACGGAAGAAUAAGAAACAUGCGCGAGAAGGGGAAGGCGACGGCGAUCAAGAUGGUAGCGGGCGGUGAAAGUGGCACCAGUGGUGGGGAGGGCGAGGGGGACACGUAUGCCGUUGUUGUUGACGCUGUGAGCGCGGAGAGCAGCAGCGUCCACGUGUACAGAUUUGAUUCGCGGAUGGAGCUGGGGGAGAUUCAGAAAGGUUUUGAAGUGUUGCAUUCGGUGAAGCCUGGGCUGGGUGCAUACGGGGAUAAUGUCACAGCAGCAGCGAACAGCCUGCGACCGCUGAUGAAGAAGGCACUUAAAGCCGUGCCCGAGUUCUCUCGACCAAUCUCACCCGUUCUUGUCAGGGCCAAUGGAUGGCAGGGAAGGCUAUUAGGAGACCAGGCAGACAAGAUCCUGGCAGAGAUCCGCCAGAUGCUGACGGAGUACCCGUUCCCGUUCAGCCAUGGUGACGUCAGCGUGCUUGAUGACAGUGAUGCGGGCUUCUUUGCCUGGACAGCUGUUAACCAUCUCCUGGGAAACCUGGGAAAGCACCUGAAAAAUCACCUGGAGUCAACAGUGGCAGUGGUGGACCUGGGGAAUACCAGCGUCCACGUGGCGUAUGCAGUUCCUGCUGAUGUGGCAAAGAAGGUUCCAGCUGGACACGUGAGGAGACUGAGCGGUUUGGGAAGCACCCACCACGUCUAUGUGCGCAGCAUGCAGGGCUAUGGGCGGAUGGCAGGGAGAGCACUGGUGCUGAAAGCAACUAACGACACCCACAACCAUCCAUGCAUGCACGUGGGCUCUCAUGGCACAUCCAAGCCCAGCAGCGACGGCACCUCUGCCUCUUUGCGUGCAGCCCUCUGCUCCUCCCUCACCCUUCAAGCUCUCCAGCGGGCAGCAGCAGCUGCCAGCACCACCAGCGCAAGCAGCAGCACCACCGGCAGCGCUGACAGCCACCCGUCAUCUGCCCAUGCAUCGUCCGAUGCGAUGCUGAGGUCUGCGGCACCUGUGUGCCCGCAAGGGCGGGCCUGCUUGCUGCCUGGCGCGCUGGAUGGGCUUAGGGGUGCACUACGCAGAGGAGGCAGAGGAGGCAGAGGAGGAGGAGAGGGCGCAGUGCGGCUCGCCGCCACCUCGGGAAUCUUCCACAUGGCACAGCAGUUCGGCCUAAUCCCUCGCAACAACUCCACCACAGUAACCACGGCAGCACCCACCGCAGCUCGCAUCACGGCUCAACACUUGGCUCGGAUAGCAGAGGAGACAUGCGGCAUUCCCCUGCAGGAAGUCUCCAAGAAGUUUCCGCUGAUGAACGGCCAGGAUGCGCCAUACGCCUGUCUAGAUGCGAGCUACCUCUUCCACCUCCUCACCUCGGGAUUAGGCAUGGAGCCCACAGACCCACUCACACCUGUGAAGCAGGCGGCUCACAAUGCACCAUCCACUGAGGCAGCAUGGGCAUGGCACUAUGGUGCUGCUGUCAGCACAACCAUGCAUGCUCAUGCCUACGCCGUGUUCUGA